GGAGGGGACGGUGGCAUUCACAACAUCUCAGCCGCCCAGGGGGAGGCUCCUGCAGCCCUAUCUCGAGGUGGAGCACAAACAACCCCAGGAUUUCUGCUGAGCAGAGACAUUCCUGUCCCAUGGGGGGAGCAGGCACCCUCUGCCCCAGUGCCCGGGCUGUGCCGGGGCUCUGCGAGGUGGUGGCACUCGGGGUGGCACUGGGUUUCCCUGCUCCCCAGGGGGCUGCUCCCCUCUGGGGGGGUUUCUGCUUUACCCUCAGACCAUUGCUCAUCGGUGUGCAGAGGGAGAGCCUUUGCUCUUACAGGGCUGGGGCAUUUGGGGAACGCUGCAGCACGGGGGGCACUACCCACACACGUCCCCAGCGGCGCGUGCAGCCCUCCAGCGCCCAGCUCCUAUCUGCCUUGUUUGGGGCUCACUGUCACCUUGGGCAGGGCUCCAGCUGCAUGUGCUGCAAGCAGGAGGGGUGAAGGCCACCGCUGCGGGGACAGCACUGCUCUCCUUGCUGGGUCCUUCUUUCCCAUGUAGCUCCUGGGACGCGAUCUGUCUUUACUCCCUUUUUUCUUUCUAGUUAACCCCAUAACUGCAGCCCCUGGGUUGGUGCUGCUGGCUUAUCCAGAAGGAAGCAGGAAUGUCAAGUCCCCAUGGCUUCGGUGGGGACAUUCUGGCAGGAGGGUGGGAGCACCUGGGGGGGACUUUGCUUUCAGUGCUCUCCUGGGGCAGCUGAUGGGGUUCACCUGCAGCUCCUGUGCUGCUACAAAUGCUGCUGCAAGCUGCAGGCAGCAGAGCCUUGGGUGGAAGCACAGGGGCACCCCCAACCCCCACAGACCCAGGUUGCUCAAUGGGGGGGCAACCCAAAACCACACCCCCCUCGGUCCCAUCCAGGCUCUGGGUGGGCUGUGCCUGUUGGCUGCUGCCAGCUCCCUGCCCACCCAGCCGUGCUAUUUAAGCAGGGCAGUGCGUGGGGUGGAUGGGUGCAGGAUGGAGGGGUGGGGGUGGUUGCUGGUGCUCGGGGCUGCUGUGCUGCUGGGAGCAGAGAGCAAAGCCCCUCUGGAGAGACCCACAUUUGGGGACAUCUACCAUGUCAAAGGAGCCAUCAGCCUGCCCUAUGCCGAGAUCAGGGAGCCCUUUGAAGCCUGGUACAACCUCACCGGGGGGAAGAGCCGCAUCGAGUACUACGGCGGCCAAGUGGUCACGUUCCAGUUCGGCUCCGUGGGGCCCUUCGGUGCCAGCUUCAAGGUGACACCGGAGACCACGGAGACGGAGGUCAACGUCCGCAAGUGUUUCCGCAUCAACGGCACCGACAGGGAUCCCAUCGCCCCACAGAGCGUCUUCCCCAGCCUGGAGCACUUCAGGUGGGUGCGGGAGGAGCGGUUCCGCGGGCAGCACUGCGCCGUAUGGCAGAACGUCUCCUACUGGGGCCAUAAGAAGAACGUCUACACGCUGCGGGUGGGCAGCUCGGCGCGAGGCCCCGUGCCCCUGCACUACGAGGUGCGGGGCUACAACAGCCUGCUGGGCUCCCACUACGACAAGUACGAGAUCGAGUACAGCGCCUUCGGGCACCGCUUCGCCCCCAGCGUCUUCCAGCUCCCGCAUGGUGAGCGGCCGCUGCCACCCCAGGGCCCUGCUGGGGGCUUUGGGAACUACGCGUGUGAUGGGGGUGAGGAGUGGCGAGCCUACGAGUGGAUCAAGAAGCACGGCGGCAUCGCCAGCACCGAGUCCUAUGGGCCCUACCUGGGGCAGAAUGGCUACUGCCACUACAAUCAGUCGGAGCUGGUGGCCCCACUCGUUGGCUACGUCACCGUGGAGCCGGGCAGUGCUGAAGCUCUCAAAGCUGCGCUGUUCAAGCACGGCCCCGUAGCUGUGAACAUCGAUGCCUCGCACAAGUCCUUCGCCUUCUAUGCCAACGGGGUCUACGAGGAGCCCCGCUGUGGGAAUGAGACAUCAGAUCUGGACCACGCAGUGCUGGCUGUGGGCUAUGGCGUCCUGCAUGGCAAGAGCUACUGGCUCAUCAAGAACUCCUGGUCCACCUACUGGGGCAACGACGGCUACAUCCUCAUAGCCAUGAAGGACAACAACUGCGGCGUGGCCACCGCUGCCUCCUUCCCCAUCCUGGCCUGAUGGGACGAUGGGACAGCCCCACACGUGCACUGUUCCCACUGCAUCCCUCUAUGCAGGCGAGGGGCUGGCAGAGGGACACAGGGCUCUGCGAGGGGGCUUUGGGGCAGUGGGGGGCAGCCCUGCUGGGAGGGCAGACGAAGCUCUGUUGAGGCAUUUUAUCAUCACAGCAAUAAACAUCCAUAGAGAAGUGAUCCUGUCCAUCCUGCUGGGUGCGCUCUGUCAUCCCCCGACCCGGCCCCAACACCCAGCCCUUACACCCGAUAGCAUCCCCUUGUAUCUGUGCACAUGCACGGGCUGCAUCCUCCCCAAAAAUGGGCUGGGGUGGCAGACAGCAGCCCUGCCCCACAGCUUCACCCUUACUCUGCCCAGCAAACGGCCGGGGGGAGCCGCUGCGCUCCCUCACCGUGGGCAGCACCGUGGAGCCGCGUCCUUCCGUGAUUGCUCCCGAUUGAGGGUGGCAGGUCAUAAUAUUUUCUUGUUUUCCUUCCCUUGUUCACCUGCUUAUUUUACAAUUUGCUGCACUGAUUUCUGAAGUGGUCUUUAAUCAUUCCCAGCAGGGGUGCUGACUUGAAUUCACGUCUGGGAGAGAAACGAUCACCGCGCAGGAAUAAUGUGGUUUAUUCCGUGGGAGUCUGGGUCUCCAGAUCUUUGAUUCUCUCAGCUGCAGUCAAUAAAACACGCUUUGACUUUCAGGGAACCGUGACUUUCAGGCUCCCUUUGGAUGGGUGAUGCUGUGAAUCUGCUGCUGAACACGCAGGAGGCUCCGGGAGCUGCAGGCUAUGCACCCCCAGAAGCAUUCAUCAGGAGCUGAACAUUUUGCAUUUGCGGCACUGGGGAGAGCAGAGGCUCCAAGUGGGGGUUGUUGAGCACGGAGGGGACUUUAAAUAAAGGUCGGUUUGUUUUGUUUGGGAAAGGACUUAGGAUGGAGGCGGCUGAGGUCUGCUGCUGCAGAACUGUCAUCCCCAGAGCAGAUCUGGGGGAAA
Messenger RNA from Numida meleagris (helmeted guineafowl), 3101 nucleotides. RefSeq lists its product as uncharacterized. NCBI's taxonomy places the organism in Eukaryota, Metazoa, Chordata, Aves, Galliformes, Numididae. Gene Ontology annotation, biological process: immune response. The record is from RefSeq and is a predicted model, not a curated record. The transcript has 8 exons. The coding region runs from base 724 to 2118 and encodes 464 amino acids. Gene Ontology annotation, cellular component: lysosome. Gene Ontology annotation, molecular function: cysteine-type endopeptidase activity.